UCAGUGAGGAAACUAUCCCACGGAGGGGCACUGUACGAGCUAAAUGCACCUAUAUCGGCGGAAUGGCUCAAUAUCCCAACCAAUAGAAGAAUUUUCCUUAAUCUUUUUGACGCUAACACUAUUAUCAAAGACAGAUCAUACCACCUCAUAGUCGAGAAUGUCCCAAUCUCCUUCGACCCAAACUCAAAGACAGCAAUCACGGAAAUAGAAAUCAAGGGUGGACUACAAGCGAAUUCAAUCUCCAAGACACGAUACAUCAAACCGGUAGCAAGACGGAGCCCGACUCAAAGAACCGCACAUGUCACAAUCACUCUCAACUCCAAAAUAGCCGCAAAUCAGAUCAUCAGAUUUGGGCUACCCAUCAAGGGAAAGAAAGUGUAUGGUAGGAAACUGCUAACAGAACCUACAAGAUGUCUAAAGUGCCAUACCUUCAACGGAGGCCACAUAGCCAUGAACUGCCCCAACGAAAACGACACAUGCGGAACAUGCGGAGCAGAACAUCGAACAGCAACCUGCAAGGUGGACGACCCAGCAUUCUACCAUUGCAUUAACUGCAAAGAGGAUGGACACACAUCAUGGAGCAGAGAAUGCCCUGUCUUCACUGGAAAGUGGAACACACAAAAGGCAAGAAACGACGAAGCCCGGUUCAUAUAUUUCCCAACAGACGAUCCGCUUACAUGG
Messenger RNA from Suillus discolor, 681 nucleotides. RefSeq lists its product as uncharacterized. The transcript has a single exon. The annotation marks the transcript as partial. The record is from RefSeq and is a predicted model, not a curated record. Gene Ontology annotation, molecular function: zinc ion binding; nucleic acid binding. Lineage: Eukaryota; Fungi; Basidiomycota; Agaricomycetes; Boletales; Suillaceae.